UAUGAAACCAAUGUCAAUUGUCAAUUGAGAACUGUCAUCAAACAGAGGUGUUAUGUCACACCUCUAGUUCGAUUUUUUAUUAUGAAUUAAUUUGAGCAAUAUGGCCACACUUAUUCGGACUACAUUUGUGAAGGUGAUCAGCCCUGCUCAGGGUGGCAAGAUCGCAGGAUGCACGAUCUUACAAAAGCGGAAUAUCAGUGGAAAAUCCUUGAGGGAAACCUUCCCCCCUCGUCCACCUAAACCCGCGCCAUUCGAUUAUGUAAACAAGGACUAUACUUGGUUACGUAGUCUUUUCGACAGAACAACACAUAGAUUCGAUGAGAACACCAAGGUAGUAGUCGUUGAGGGUCCAGUAGCGGCUGGUAAGACACAAUUCGCGGCCGCCCUCGCCGAAGAUCUGGGUAUGAAGCAUUUCCCUGAAGCUAACAUGGACAUCCACUACAUACAACAGGGUGUCAAUCUGCGCACCUUUAACGAUAAAUUACCAGAGGACACUAGAACCUAUGAGCACAUAGAAUUCAACAUGAAUCCUAACCAUCGCUUGGCUGGUAACUAUCAGAUUAUGAUGUACAUGGCUAGAUACAGCCAGUAUAUUGAUGCUUUGGCCCAUUUACUGAACACCGGUCAAGGUGUGGUGUUGGAGAGAUCUCCCUACUCCGACUUCGUAUUUUUGGAGGCCAUGUUCUCACAGAAGUACAUCAGCAAGGGUGUCCGAUCUGUGUACUAUGAACUGAGGAACACAACCAUUGAAGAUUUGCUGCGCCCACAUUUGGUCAUCUAUCUUGAUAUUCCAGUAGAUAAGGUUGUAGAAGCGGUAAAGAAACGCGGCCACAAACAUGAAGUAGAAGGCAAGGCUCUCUCAGUGCCAUUCCUCCAAGAAAUGGAACGUCAGUAUAAGAACAAAUAUUUGCGUGAUAUAUCCACACAUGCUGAACUACUGGUCUACGAUUGGACUGGCGGCGGUGAGGUUGAAGUGGUCGUUGAGGACAUAGAGCGUAUAGACUUCGACCAGUACACCCAUCGGGACGAGCCCAAGAUGAAGGACUGGCGGUUGCCGCGCGAGGUCGAAUGGUCCGACCAGAGGAUGAUCUUCACGAACAGCAAAUACAUACUAAUGAACCAGUUCAACAUACCGAGGACUGAUGUGCCCGAGUUGAUCACCAGCGCUGAUGAUAUGCAUGUGUACAAUCAGGUUGUAUAUACUCAUCCUCAACUGGAAUACGCGCAAGGGUACAACAAAGAAGCUGGCGACACCGGCCUCGCUUUCAAGAACAAAACCCCGAAAUAUACGGAGUACUUUUAGACGGGGAAUAGAUUGUAUAAUAUGAAUAUUUAAUAAAAUAGUAAUUGUU
Molecule: messenger RNA, 1352 nt
Organism: Zerene cesonia (dogface butterfly)
Lineage: Eukaryota; Metazoa; Arthropoda; Insecta; Lepidoptera; Pieridae
Gene: ND-42
Product: NADH dehydrogenase [ubiquinone] 1 alpha subcomplex subunit 10, mitochondrial
Exons: 5
Coding region: 101-1303 (400 amino acids)
Biological process (GO): mitochondrial electron transport, NADH to ubiquinone
Cellular component (GO): cytoplasm
Source: RefSeq, a predicted model, not a curated record